AGCCGCGGCGGCGGGGCGGGGCGGGGCCGCGAACUCUGACCCCCGGCUCGGGAGCCGCCGCCGCCAAAUAAAGCCGCCGGAGCGCCGCCGGGCCCCGCAGGUUCUGAAAAAUGAAGGCAAGAAUCCUAAGUCUGAUGUGAAAAAGGGAACCCGGUAGAGCAAUGAAGCAGUAAUUGCAAUAUUCAGCUAUUGACUCACUAGUUGAAUCGUUGCUUGCAGGGAUCUCUAAAGAGUGAUUGUGCACACCUGAUGUGAAGUAUAACAUAGGUACCUUAGAUCACACUGAUUACAAAGGAUGUUUGCAGUGGAGGAGGUUGUACACCAAUGUGAGCCAUAGCUUGGCUUAUGUCACAUCAGUCCCUCAGUCCAAAAUUCAGUUUCCGUUCUGAAGAGCUGUGAUACAUAAUCAAGGACAUCAGUGCAACUCCUGACGAAGUACUCCUAGCUCUCAUCCCACCUAUAAUACACAGAUGGGCAAGCAAUGGCUUUGAAUGGCAAAAUGUCAACAUAAAAAUGUUAACAGCUAAUAAACCAUUCUUCUUGCUCAAGUGACACGUUUUCUAAAAGGACAAGUUCAAGAGGAUGAUGGUUGCAUCAAAAGAGGCUUCAAAUUGUUGAGUUCUUAUAAGUGCAUGAAAAUGCAGAAAAACUCAAUAUACUUUACCAAUGCAUAAAUUAUAGUUCCUUUCAUCUUGCUCACAAGAGAGGGAUCCUGUUACAGACAGGUGUUAGCCCCAGUACAGAAUUCUGUCAUAACUGGUGCAAAUUCUCGCCAUGCUGUUGUGGCAUGUAUUUCAUUUUAAAUAAUUCCUGCACAUUGGACUUUUUGGACACAUUGGACUGUGAGAAAUUUCAGACUCGAGUUCAUGGAAGAACUCCAGUUUAUGGUUUACUCAGGAGUCUGCCCUGUGAGUGCUUCAGCAAACUUUAUGGAAGUCGAUGGAGGAAGCAAUCAUAAUUUAAAAAUAACAAGUUCAUCCAUAGGAUCGAAAAAUAAAAACUCCGAGGCUCAUCUCACAACAGUUUAUAGAGCUGUGGGAAAAUAUGGGGGACUUCGGAUGGCUUAAGUGGAUGUAAAUUCUCUUGCUGUGGAAAACGGUGACCCUACAAUUUCACUCCACCACUGGUGCAGGAGUAGCAUUUGUAUGGAAAUUCUGGUGAUUAAAGAUCAUGGCAACCAUAGAGGAACUGGCCCAUCAAAUUAUUGAGCAGCAAAUGGGAGAGAUUACCCAUUCCCAAGGAGCUGUUACACAAACACUAAUGGAUGGGACAGCACAACGAAUACAGAUCGUACCUUCAGAUUCAGGCCUCUCUUUACCACAGCGUAUACAGAUUGUCACAGAUCAGCAGACGGGCCAGAAGAUUCAGAUUGUUACAGCACUUGAUCAGAGCUCAGCAGGCAAGCAGUUCAUCUUAACAAAUCAUGAUGGCUCUACCCCAAGCAAGGUGAUCCUUGCCAGACAAGAUUCCACUCCAGGAAAAGUAAUCCUAGCAACUCCAGAUGCUGCAGGUGUCAACCAACUGUUUUUUGCAUCCCCUGAUAUAUCUGCACAACACAUCCAGAUUUUAACAGACAACUCUCCCAAUGAACAGGCCCUAAAUAAAGUGUUUGAUCUGUGUGUUGUAUGUGGAGACAAGGCAUCAGGGCGUCACUAUGGAGCGGUAACUUGUGAGGGAUGUAAAGGAUUCUUUAAAAGGAGUAUACGCAAGAAUUUGGUUUAUUCAUGUCGAGGAACAAAAGACUGUGUUAUCAACAAACACCACCGGAAUCGAUGUCAGUACUGUAGGCUGCAGAGAUGCAUAGCAUUUGGAAUGAAACAAGAUUCUGUGCAGUGUGAGAGGAAACCUAUUGAAGUGUCAAGAGAGAAGUCUUCAAACUGUGCAGCUUCUACAGAAAAGAUCUACAUUCGGAAAGAUCUUCGCAGUCCAUUAGCUGCAACUCCAACUUUUGUAACAGACAAUGAAACAGCAAGGUCGACAGGUCUGCUGGAAUCAGGAAUGUUUGUUAACAUUCAUCAGUCUGGGAUAAAAAGCGAGCCUACUGUUUUGAUGACUCCAGAUAAGGUUGAAGCCUGUCAGGGAGAUUUAAGUACACUGGCAAAUGUGGUGACAUCACUAGCAAACCUCGGUAAAUCCAAAGACAUGUCACAAAGCAGUACAGAGCUAUCUAUGAUUGAGAGUUUAAGUAAUGGAGAUGCGUCAUUAUCUGAACUCCAGCAAGAAGAACAAGCUAGUAGUGAUGUUACAAGGGCAUUUGAUACCCUUGCAAAAGCAUUAAAUCCAGGAGAGAGUGCAGCGUGCCAGAACUCUGACAGCGUUGAAGGCAGCGUCCAGCUGAUCGGGGGAGAAACAAGCAUGAAUAUCGUUGAAAUAGAGGGCCCACUGCUCAGUGAUGCCCAUGUAGCAUUCAGGCUCACCAUGCCUUCUCCUAUGCCUGAAUAUCUUAAUGUUCACUAUAUCUGCGAGUCUGCUUCCAGGUUGCUGUUCUUGUCCAUGCACUGGGCACGUUCCAUUCCGUGUUUCCAAGCUUUAGGACAGGAUAACAGCAUAUCAUUAGUAAAAGCCUGCUGGAACGAACUUUUUACGCUUGGUCUUGCACAAUGUUCACAAGUUAUGAACGUGGCAACUAUGUUAACUGCAUUUGUUAAUCACCUUCAUAGCAGUUUACAGCAAGAUAAGCUGCCAACAGACAGAGGAAAACUAGUAAUGGAGCAUAUCUUCAAAUUGCAAGAGUUCUGUAACAGUAUGGUUAAGCUUUGCCUGGAUGGAUAUGAAUAUGCAUAUUUGAAAGCAAUCGUACUCUUCAGUCCUGAUCACCCAGGUCUAGAAAAUGUGGUACAGAUAGAGAAAUUUCAAGAAAAGGCUUACAUGGAGUUCCAAGACUAUGUAACAAAAGCAUAUCCAGAUGAUACUUACAGACUGUCUAGACUCCUUCUCCGAUUGCCUGCUCUUAGGCUGAUGAGUGCUGCCAUCACCGAGGAGCUGUUCUUUGCAGGACUAAUUGGAAACGUUCAGAUUGAUAGCAUCAUCCCAUAUAUCCUGCGAAUGGAGACAGCGGACUAUAACACUCAAAUAAUUGGUCAUGCCGUAUAAAAGUAGCAAUCAAGGAUUCUGCACCAUGGCAGUCAUGGUGAUGUAAAUGCAUACCCUGUCUCCAAGAGAUGGCAAUAAGCCUUCACAUGCACCUAUCUAAAGAAGGCUAAUAUUCCUCCUUUCCAGUACACUUGGGAAAUGUGGUGGAGUGUCUGAAGGAAUAUAGGAUCGCUUCCUAUUUUUCAUCUGAUCUUCAAGGAAUUGUAAAUUAACUUGAUAUCUGAAGAAAGUCAAGAAUUGUCCAUCCUAUUUUUGUAGAUAGAUGAACUUGGAAUAUUUGUUUAUGAAGUCCAGGCUUGUGAAGAAAUUGAAGAAGCUUUGACUGAACUAAGGUAUCUCAACUUAGUUUGAUGUUUUAGGCAAAUAAAUUAACUUUCCUCUCUGA
Molecule: messenger RNA, 3478 nt
Organism: Cygnus atratus (black swan)
Lineage: Eukaryota; Metazoa; Chordata; Aves; Anseriformes; Anatidae
Gene: NR2C1
Product: nuclear receptor subfamily 2 group C member 1
Exons: 23
Coding region: 1171-3093 (640 amino acids)
Biological process (GO): anatomical structure development; negative regulation of transcription by RNA polymerase II; cell differentiation
Molecular function (GO): zinc ion binding; nuclear receptor activity; RNA polymerase II cis-regulatory region sequence-specific DNA binding
Source: RefSeq, a predicted model, not a curated record